UAUAUAUAUAUAAAUAAAUAAGAGUGCAGAGCAAGAAGAUCACACGCUCUUCGACUCCCUUCACGCUCUGACAGAAAACCCUAAAUUUAUUCCCAUGAAUUUCUUCAAAUCCGUCUUCGAUAAAGAUACCACACCACCCAACAACCCAAGCUCCGAGAACCCUGAACCGGCACCGGAACCGGAACCGUCAACCCUAAACCUCGCGUGGUCCUUUGACUCGUUAAUCAAAACCAUAUCAACCAAAUCAGAAUCCAUAAUCCAAACAUAUAAAAAAGACCUCCAUGAAUUACGAUCCGGUUUUAACAAAGAAACCGCCGUCAUACGCCACGUCGCUUCACGCGCUGUCCAUGACCUCCCAGCUUCUUUUGAAUCCGGCGCCGCCGUCGCUCAACACUCCCUCGAGUCCGUCGGCCAAGUCAUUGAUGAUAUCGGAUCCACCGUUUGGAAUUCAACGGCCCAGAUAAUCUCUCACGGUAAGGACUCCGUUUUCUCAGCCGUUGAUCAUCAUCGUGAUUUGAAUGAUGAUAGUGAUGCAAGUAGUUCGACUAAACGACACCAUUUGGGCGUGAAGUACAGUCGUUUCGAUGCUCAAGUACGUGCAUUGCAAUGUGAUUUGGAUACUUAUUGUUCUGAACCGGGGGAUAAGGAGGAUUAUGAGAAAUGGGAGUCGGAGGGUUUUGUGUUUGAAGAGAAAAAUGAAGAGAUUAAGAGAUUAAUCAGCGAAAAUGAGGUUGUUAAUCAAAUUUAUUACAAGGUUGUGCCUAGUAAGGUCGAUGAUCAAAGUUUUUGGAGCCGGUAUUUUUAUAGACUGUUUAAGUUAAAACAAGCAGAGGAAGCAAGGGCAUUGCUUGUUAAAAGAGCGAUCUCCGGUGAUGAAGAGGAGGAUUUAAGCUGGGAUUUUGAUGAUGACGAUGAUAAUGAGGAGCGUAAUGGGUUUUUGUGGAGAGGUGAGUCAAUUAAGGAGAGUGUAAUUGAGAAGGAAAUUGAGGAGAGGGAAGAUGGUGGUUUGCCCUCACUCCCAUCGCCUAACAAAAGCAUGGAUACGUUGGAGGAGAAGGGGAGUAAUGGUGGAUCGGGUAAAGACAGUGAUGUGUCCAUCGUUUCAAGCCAGUCGUUGCAGGAGGAAGAUCUUGGCUGGGAUGAGAUUGAAUAUAUUGGGAGUAAUGAUGAGAGCAAGGUGGAAGCUGCUGAGAACACAGCAAGUGCUGGUACAAGUAGAGUGGAAUUGCAUAAUCGGUUUGGAAGUGCAGAAGAACAGGACUUGAGUUGGGAUGUUCAAGAUGAAGUUGAUUUGCCUGUAAAGUAAUUAUUUAUCUCUAUGUGGUAAUUAUCAUUUAGUUUUCCAUUAUAGUGCAAUUUGUAGAUAUUGUCUUUGCAUAUUUCUUUGUGAGGCCCAAGUAAUUGGAUGUCUAUCACAGUUUUAUCAGAUUUCAUAAAUGUAGAUGCAAAUUGAUGUUAUUGGGACUGCCUGCAUGCAGAGGUGAUAUUUUAUUUCUUGUGGCAUAAAACA
Molecule: messenger RNA, 1510 nt
Organism: Populus euphratica (Euphrates poplar)
Lineage: Eukaryota; Viridiplantae; Streptophyta; Magnoliopsida; Malpighiales; Salicaceae
Product: BSD domain-containing protein 1-like
Exons: 1
Coding region: 95-1306 (403 amino acids)
Cellular component (GO): cytoplasm
Source: RefSeq, a predicted model, not a curated record